Rhincodon typus (whale shark) is the source of this 1461-nucleotide messenger RNA. RefSeq names its product sister chromatid cohesion protein PDS5 homolog A-like. The transcript has 12 exons. Bases 1 to 1461 code for a protein of 486 amino acids. Gene Ontology annotation, biological process: DNA repair; mitotic sister chromatid cohesion. Lineage: Eukaryota; Metazoa; Chordata; Chondrichthyes; Orectolobiformes; Rhincodontidae. The record is from RefSeq and is a predicted model, not a curated record. Gene Ontology annotation, molecular function: protein binding. Gene Ontology annotation, cellular component: nucleus; chromatin.
AUGAAAGAAGCUGGGGUAGUUUUCCCGAGAACUAGGAAUUAUAAGAGAGAUUUAGAAAAACAUUCAAAAUGUCUUGCUGAAGAAGCAUUUUCCUACACCAGAAGAAGCAAAUUCAGUUAUUGGCAAAAGUCUGAGAGCACCCUCAUUCCCAUUCUGCAUCAGAAAGCAAAGAGAGGCACUCCUCGCCAGGCUAAGCAAGCUGUACACUGCAUUCAUGCCAUUUUCACCAACAAAGAAGUACAAUUGGCACAAAUCUUUGAACCACUAAGCAAAAGCCUAAAUGCUGACAUCCCAGAACAGCUGAUAACGCCACUCGUCUCCCUAGGACACAUUGCUAUGUUGGCCCCAGAUCAGUUUGCAUCUCCAAUGAAAUCAGUGGUUGCAAAUUUUAUUGUCAAAGAUUUACUUAUGAAUGACAGGUUUCCUGGAGGGAAAAAUGGUAAAUUGUGGACUCCAAAUGAAGAGGUCUCUCCAGAGGUACUCGCUAAGGUUCAAGCCAUUAAGCUUUUGGUACGGUGGUUGUUAGGGAUGAAGAACAACCAAUCCAAAUCUGCGAAUUCCACACUCCGGCUGCUAUCGGCCAUGUUGGUCAGUGAGGGUGACUUAACUGAACAGAAAAAGAUAAGUAAAUCUGAUAUGUCUCGAUUACGGUUGGCUGCAGGAUGUGCCAUACUAAAACUUGCACAAGAACCUUGUUAUCAUGAGAUUAUCACUCCAGAGCAGUUUCAGCUCUGUGCACUUGUUAUUAAUGAUGAGUGCUACCAGGUGAGGCAGAUAUUUGCUCUGAAACUCCACAAGGCCCUCGGGAAAUUGCUGCUUCCAUUGGAGUACAUGGCAGUGUUUGCACUCUGUGCCAAGGACCCUGUGAAAGAGCGAAGAGCGCAUGCCAGACAGUGCCUCCUUAAAAACAUAAGUAUACGGAGAGAGUAUAUCAAACAGAACCCAAUGGCUCAUGAGAAGCUGUUAUCUCUAUUGCCAGAAUAUGUAGUUCCAUACACAGUUCAUUUGCUUGCUCAUGACCCAGAUUUUACGAAAACUCAGGAUAUUGAGCAGCUGCGUGACAUCAAAGAGUGCCUGUGGUUCAUGUUGGAAGUUUUAAUGACAAAAAAUGAAAAUAAUAGUCAUGCUUUUAUAAGAAAAAUGGUGGAGAACAUCAAACAAACAAAGGAUGCCCAAGCACCAGAUGAUGGCAAAAUGAAUGAGAAACUCUACAUAGUAUGUGAUGUGGCGCUUAUUGUCAUCACAACCAAAAGUACCACCUAUAACCUGGACUCUCCAAAGGAUCCUGUAUUGCCGACCAAGUUCUUCACCCCACCUGACAAAGACUCCAGCAAUAACAAGUGCUAUUUGUCAGAUGAGGCAAAGACGUUAUUACUGACAGGGAAGAAUGCAGUAAUAGUGGCCUUGUCUUCACAAUCCUGGGACGUGGAGUGUGCAACAGAACGACUUCUCAGUAACUGA